AUGAAGCCUACCUGUUACCUGAUAUUUUCUAUGGAUCUGGGACCCAACACGAAAUCCUUAGUCCUGUGGGCAAUUCCAUUCCCACCACCAAAGGUCAUGCCUUCAGCAACUACAGAACCAAGCCCUCCACUUGCAGAUCCCCUUUGUACAGGCACUGGUGGAGGAGCAGAAGCAAUUGGCUGUGGAGGCUUACGUGGUGGAGAGCGGGUAGUAGGAUGA
Molecule: messenger RNA, 219 nt
Organism: Ilex paraguariensis (yerba mate)
Lineage: Eukaryota; Viridiplantae; Streptophyta; Magnoliopsida; Aquifoliales; Aquifoliaceae
Source: the annotation of a GenBank genome assembly